Molecule: messenger RNA, 1590 nt
Organism: Symbiodinium natans
Lineage: Eukaryota; Dinophyceae; Suessiales; Symbiodiniaceae
Source: the annotation of a GenBank genome assembly
AUGCCCGGGGAAGCCGGCGCCCUUGAGGAGGCCUUGGCGGCUCAGCGCCGGGCGGAGGCGCUGGUGACGGAGCUGCAGAACCAGGUGGCCCAGUGGCUGCAAGCCACCAGGCAGACGAUGGAAGUCGCCCUGCGUGGUUUCACGAAGCUGGCUUCGAUCACCGGCCACAAGGUUCCCCAAGCUGAGCUGAAGUUCAUGCAGGCCUUCGCCACAUCAGAGCCGACACCGGCAGAGGUGCUCAAAGCCAUGAAAGAAGCCUCGCCCAAGUUCGAGGUCUGGGUCAGCGAGGCCCUGGCCAAGUACGCUAAGGGCUUCGCCAAAGACGGCGCCCCGGCGCCGCCCGCGGAGCCGCCGGCCAAGGAUGACGAGGCCGCGGUGCAGGAGGCACCGAAAGAGGUGGUGUACAAAGGAGAUCCCAAGGAGGUCCAGGAGCUGAAGCGGAUCACGCAGAAGCAGCAGGAGGAGAUUUCGAAGCUGCUCCUCACAAUCGACGAGCUGCGGAAGCGCAUGGAGAACAUCAAGGUCGUUUCCUUGGAUGCUGGCCCCGGUGUAGCUGGCACGGUUGACAACAUCAUGGAGAAAGUUGGCCUGAAGGACAUCAUGGAAGCAGGGCUGACGCGGAAUCCCCCGGUGUUGAAGGGCGUCUUUGAGCGCCUCUACUCCGAUGCCAUCCAGCGCAUCCAGAGGUACGGGCUAAUCCGGCAGCAGAUGCUGCUGGCCAACAAAGCCUACGCAGCCGUGGUGGAGGCCGUCGCUUCAGAGCAGGAGGAUCCCCGCAUGCCUGACUUUGAGCGACUGAAUGACACGACGGAUGCCACGAUCAGGGGCAUGUGGUACCACACCGAAUACCUCUUCCGACGUGCCUGUGAGUAUGCCAUGUCGCAGGGCGUCGAGGCUUCGCUUGUGAAAGCCCAGCAGAGCCUGGUCUCAGAGUUCGAGGCGCAGGUCACAAAGCUUGCCUCCCAGAACGUCGCUCGAAUCAGGCUGGAGGGAUUGGAGGGCUUCCGGGAAGAUUUCUUUGACGCCUGCACGACGGAAGAGGAUUUUUUGUGGAACGCAGUCAAAGACCCUGUGCAAACGGAGAGAGCCGUCACACGCUCCUUCAAGCUGGUCGUGAAGUGGCUGCCGGAAGAGGUGCUCCGCUCCGUGCAGCGCCUCUUCGCGGACCCGGCGGCGCCGCCGGCGCUGCUCCUCUCGGGCCUCCCGCUGGACACGGAGAUCCCACCCACCCCGGCGCUGCCCGGCGACUUCCGCCUGCCCGUCGCCGAGGCCUGGCUGCUGGGACUGGCGCGCUGCCUCGGACUGCCCUAUGGCCUCCUGGGGUUCUACACAGAGAAUGCCCGUGGAGGCCUCAUCCGGGACCUCGCACCAAAGCCAGGACUGGGCGGCAUCAAUCAGCCGCACAUCGACCUGGGAUUCCACCGGGACGUCCCCAAGUGUGUCUCGGGGGCCCUCAGUGAGCCGGACGGCUUCAUCCUGCUGGCCGCCCGCGGCGACCCGAAGGCGGGGAAAAGCCGGGAGGUAGCGCAAAAAGCAAAUCAGCUUGAUGGAGUCUUAAAUUACGGCUGGAAGUUUGCAAAGAAGCAAUAG